Messenger RNA from Lactuca virosa, 986 nucleotides. The record is from the annotation of a GenBank genome assembly. Lineage: Eukaryota; Viridiplantae; Streptophyta; Magnoliopsida; Asterales; Asteraceae.
AUGCCGACUCCAUCUCUAUUGCUCCAGCUCCGGGCAUUGAGGAAAUCGAUUCGAUGUCUGAGAGGUCGAUGGAAUGCCCCAAAUAAGAUGCACAUGGUAAAAUCAACUUCUCACAUCAUGUUUAUACGGAUUCUGAACCAUCGAUUGGUUUGUGAGGUGGAUGAGGACUUUCACAAGUCUAAUCACUCUUGGAAUUUUACCAUACAAAGACAUUUACAUGAUUUGGACCGUUGGAAUUCUUCACAAGCAAUCAAUAAAUUUGUCAUACCACAUGGUGAAGUUGAAGGUAGACAUGAGGAACUGCUAACAGAAGCACAGUUGACAGUUGCAGCUGAAGAAAAAGAAGCUCAUUCAUUUGAAAUUGACCCUGCUCAGAUAAAUCUGGAUGUUGAGAUGGAAUUAAAGCCUCAUGCACAACCACGACCUUAUCAAGAGAAAAGUCUUAGCUGCAGGAAGAGCAAGGUCUGGGAUCAUUGUGUUACCUUCUGGUGCUGGAAAGUCUUUAGUGGGGGUUUCUUCAGCCUACAGGAUUAAACAAAGCUGUCUCUGUUUAACUACAAAUGUUGUUUCUGUUGACCAAUGGGCUUUGUAAUUCAAUUUAUGGUCAAACAUUCGUGAUGAACAUAUAUGUCGCUUUACAUCUGAUAGUAAAGAAAGGUUUUGUGGAAAUGCUGGAGGAGUUGUUGUCACCACAUACAACAUGGUUGCUUUUGGUGGUAAAAGAUCCCAAGACUCUGCAAAAAACAUUUAAGAAAUAAGAAACAGAGAAUGGGGUUUGCUACUCAUGGACAAGAAGUUGAAUUGUGAGAACAAAGUUAUCAAGGAUUUUGGUUUUUUGAUCAUUUGGAUGUCCAAUGGUGGAUUACCAGGUCCUUAUCGGGAGCAAUGUACGUCAGACUGUUGGUCCCUCAAAUCUUCAGCUAAUAGUAUAGACUUUGUUAUAUUGUGUAUUAUAACAUACUAUUAUUGUUUACAACUAUUACUUU